AUGCCCUUCAAGCGCAGCUUCAACACAGUAGGCGUCCACUGCGGCGGCGAAGUCUGCGACGUUGUAGUCGGCGGCGUUCGCGAUGUUCCCGGUAAAACAAUGUACGACAAGAUGAUGCACUUCUGGAAACAUGAAGACCACCUCAGGAACCUUCUCCUGAACGAACCCCGAGGCUGUUCCGCCAUAGUACCCGCCAUGUCGGGAGCCAAUACCGUUGCGACGGUGACGUGUCUGCUGGAAACGGGUAUGGUGACGAUGCAGGAACCUAAGACGGUUGUCAAGCUUGAUGCGCCGGCUGGGCUUGUUACUGCUUAUUUGAAGUGUGAGAAUGGGAAAUGCAAGAGUGUCAGGUUUCAUAACGUACCUGCUUUUGUGUUUGCCACUGACAAGGAGAUCUCGGUACCAGAACUAGGCACAGUGAAGGUUGACAUUGCCUAUGGAGGGAUGAUCUACGUGCUGGUAGAUGCUGCAUCAGUUGGUUUGAAGAUCAAGACUACGGAGGGGGCCAGGCUUGUCAAAGUCGGAGAGCUACACCCAGAAAACCCUGGUAUUCACGGCGUCACAAUCAUCGAGUUCACGGAGCCUCUGUAUGAGUACAAGGACGGAAAGGCAGCAAAUAACACUGUCGUUGUGUCUCCCGGGCGCUUAGAUCGAAGUCCCUGCGGAACAGGAACAUGUGCAAGGCUAGCAGUUCUCCAUGCAAAAGGAGAGCUGAAGGAGGGUGAGAACUUUUAUCAUCGCGGUAUCACUGGGACAGAAUUUGUUGGCCGAGUGGAAGGAACAACCAAGGUUGGGGAGUAUUCUGCGAUUUAUCCCUCUGUUGAAGGACAGGCUUGGAUAACAAGCUUCAAGCAAGUUGUGUUGGAUUCCACAGACCCCUUCCCUGAAGGGUUUCGUGUAGGGGAUACAUGGCAUCUGGACCCCGAAGAGUAG
Fusarium proliferatum ET1 is the source of this 933-nucleotide messenger RNA. Its product is annotated as putative proline racemase. Gene Ontology annotation, molecular function: 4-hydroxyproline epimerase activity. The record is from RefSeq and is a predicted model, not a curated record. The coding region runs from base 1 to 933 and encodes 310 amino acids. NCBI's taxonomy places the organism in Eukaryota, Fungi, Ascomycota, Sordariomycetes, Hypocreales, Nectriaceae. The transcript has 3 exons.